Molecule: messenger RNA, 1378 nt
Organism: Sabethes cyaneus
Lineage: Eukaryota; Metazoa; Arthropoda; Insecta; Diptera; Culicidae
Product: ATP-dependent RNA helicase DDX24-like
Exons: 3
Coding region: 1-1212 (403 amino acids)
Cellular component (GO): nucleolus
Molecular function (GO): ATP binding; nucleic acid binding
Source: RefSeq, a predicted model, not a curated record
AUGUUUCUCAACGCAGCUAAAAACUCUGACACCACGAUGUUUCUUGUUGUCGAUGAAACGGAUCGAAUGCUUGAAAAAGGGCAUUUUGACGAGUUAAAACAGUUACUGGAAAUGAUUAACCAAAACGAGGAAGCUAAACAGCGCAGGCGGAACUUUGUCUUUUCUGCCACGCUUACCUUCGAUCAUGAUUUGCCCGAACACAUAGCAGCGAAAGCUAAGAAGAACAGCAAAUCGGGCAUCUUUAAGGAAACACCUGGUCAGCGGUUGAACAAUCUUGUUCAGGUAAUUGGUAUGACGAAUCCAAAAGUAGUGGACAUAACGCAGCAACACGGCACUGCCCAUUCUCUCAUCGAAUCACGAAUUGUGUGUAAAGCAGACCAAAAGGAUUUCUAUUUGUACUAUUUCCUGAAGCGCCACCCAGGACGAACGUUAGUCUUUUGCAAUUCAAUCGAUUGUGUCAAACGACUGGUUUCACUGCUCGGAUACCUAAAUUGCGAUCCGCUUAGUCUGUUUGGAUCGAUGCAACAACGACAGCGAUUGAAAAAUUUGGAACGAUUCACCCAGAAUCCGGCGGCUCUCCUGAUUGCAACGGAUGUCGCAGCCCGUGGUCUGGAUAUUCCGAAUGUCGAUCAUGUAAUUCACUAUCAGGUGCCCAAAACAACUGAAAACUAUGUUCAUCGUUCGGGAAGAACGGCUCGUGCCUCUAAGGAAGGUAUCACAGUCUUAUUUAUCGGCGCUGAUGAAGUGAAGGACUAUGUCAAGCUCAAUCAAUCCCUUGGUAGAACGGAAGACUUGCCAAUGUAUCCGACAUCAGAAAGAAUGAUGAAGCAGAUCAGGCAGCGGGUCAGCCUGGCGAGGGACAUUGAACGGAUGGAUCUGCAUCAAAGGAGGAACAACGAGAGCCGAAAUUGGGAGGAUAAAGUGGCAAAAGAGUUUAUGAGUGAUUCCGAUUUGGACAGCGAACAGGAAGAAGAACUCAAACUGUCAAAAGGUAGAGAAAAGCGGCAAAUGAAGGCUCGGCGGCUUGAGUUGAGUCGUCUGCUUGCCACACCAAUCAUAAUGGAUCGGGUAGAAAUGAAGUUUCCUACUUCAGACUCAGUUGACCUUCCUGCAGAAAAAGAACAGUCAGCUAUAAAGCUGGUCAGGCAGGUGGUACAGGAGAACAUCGAGUUUAAAAAGCAAAGAAACAAGAAAAGGAAAAGGAAUAACUAAUUCAGUUUCUGUUGAUUAUUAGAAAUACAUAUAUUAUAAAUUAAGAUAAUCUUUUGUAUUAGAAGUAAAAAAAUGAUAUACAUUUUCAUUGCUCUAAUGCUUUGAUACAUAAAUCCGCACCCCGUUAACAACUAAUGAGCGCGUGUGUUUAGCCAGAAUUGAUGUG